Effrenium voratum is the source of this 1047-nucleotide messenger RNA. The record is from the annotation of a GenBank genome assembly. Lineage: Eukaryota; Dinophyceae; Suessiales; Symbiodiniaceae.
AUGGAUUUCGAACGCGGGGCAGGUGGUGCAGCUCUGUGCCACCCGGGAGGCCUUUGCAGCGCUCAGGCGCCCGGGGUGGGGGUUCCAGCUCGCCGGGCGAGGGGCGACGGGGGCGUCGCCACCUGGGGCUCCAAGAGCUGCGGGGGCGACAGCGGGCGCGUGGCGAAUCAGCUGCAGGAGGUCCUCUCCCUGCGGUCCACGGACGAGGCCUUUGUGGGGCUCACUGCCUCCGGCGCCGUGGUCGCCUGGGGCGACCCUCUCGCCGGAGGCAGCGCCCCCAGCGCCGUGACCUCUGCUGAGGCGCAGGUGGCGGAGGUGGUGAGCACGCGCAAGGCCUUCGCGGCCUUGCGCCGGGACGGCACGGUGGUCGCCUGGGGUGACCCUCAGCUGGGCGGCGAUGCCUCGGAAGUCCAACAUUUGCUGACCGAGGUGGCCCGGCUCUUCGCCAGCGGCGGCGCCUUCGCGGCGCUCAAAGCCGACGGCGCUUUGAUCCUUUGGGGCGACGUAGCGAUCCCCCGACUCAGCGAGGUGGUGGAUGUGGCCACCUCGGAGAAGGCCUUCUGCUGUUUGGUGGCGGAGGGCUCGGUGGUGGUGGGCCCCAGUGGCGGCACCGUGUCCGCUUGCCACCCCACGCCUGAGCCGCCGCGGCUGGCGGCCGCGAAAGGCGCGGGCGAAGCCUUCGCAGUGCUGCAGGGCACGCGGCUGCUGAACCUCACGCCGCUGGAGGUGCCGGAGGCGCUGGAAGACAUGCACUUCGUAGAGCUCCACAGCACCUCCGGCGCAUUCUGCGGCCUCACCGGCGACGGGCGCCUGGUCGCCUGGGGCGACCCAGAGCGCGGCGGCGCGCGGACGGAGACCGCGGAGGAUGCGGACGCGACGAAGUCCGUGGUGCAGGUGGUGGCCAGCCUGGGCGCCUUCGCCGCUCUGAGGAGCGACGGCUCCGUGACCGCCUGGGGCCAUGCCUUCUCAGGGGGCAACUUCGCAGAUGUGCAGCACCUGCUGUCAGAGGCGGACGGAUCGUUCGAAGCAACGGACUGGGAACCUUAG